UGUUCAGACAAAGUUAAAACGUGUGCAUAAUGAGCCAAUAUCCGCCACCGCCGCCCGGGCCGCAUCCACCCCCGUACUACCCUCCGCCGCAUUACCCGCCGCCGCCGCAUCCCCCACAUUUCCCGCACCCCCCGCCACCUGGCUACCAACCGCCGCAAAUCAACAUCAACUACCCUUACUACGUGCCUGGUACCGUGAUGAUGCCAGUCCAAACCCAACCACCAAAUCCACCGGAACCCAACCAGUCUACCUACAUAACCAACUAUAUCUACCAAGGAGAGGGAUCCAACCUGCCAGCGUUACCAGAACCCGUACAAGUUGUUGAAACUUCUGGAGAUUUCGACUGGAUACCGUCAACUGCGACGACUGCGAACAUGCUCACAGGAAGGGCUGUGGUAGGCGGUCACGAAGGUUGGGAUGGGAGCCCUCUAUGGGUGAUCAGAGCUUGGCACAGCGGAGAUCUAAUUCCUGGGAAGUUCUCCGUGCGUCACAACACAGCAUCGAUCAUGUACGACAGCAAAGAGAUACCAGUUCAAAAUAUAGAAGUUCUAUGCGCGAAGCCGCAUAAUUUAAGAUGGGUUCCUGCAUCCCAAGGUUCGAUACCUCCUGGUGCUAUCAGCGGCGGCAGAACAGCAACUGGGGAGACCCUGUACGUCGGCAGAGCGAGGUACCAGCUCUCUGUAACUCCAGGGAAGGUGCAUCCUAGCCACGGUUCGUGUUACAUCGGAUUUGCUGGCGCCGAAGUUGCAGUUAAGAUGUAUGAUGUAUUAUGCCGAAUUAGUUAGUGAUUUUGUUAUCUAAUAAGGGACAAAUGUGUGAUCAUUCUCCUAGAAAAUCAAAGAAGAAAUGUGAUUUUGAUAUGUGUGAGUGUUUAUAUAAGCCAAUCACAAAAUAGUGAGACCAUUUGAAUAUACGUGUAUGUAAUAUUGUAAAUGUAUAUGAAAUUGUGACAAUUUGUUAAUAAAAUUAUUAUUGAAAUAGAA
Messenger RNA from Achroia grisella, 983 nucleotides. RefSeq lists its product as uncharacterized. Lineage: Eukaryota; Metazoa; Arthropoda; Insecta; Lepidoptera; Pyralidae. The record is from RefSeq and is a predicted model, not a curated record. The transcript has a single exon. Bases 30 to 785 code for a protein of 251 amino acids.